Messenger RNA from Monosiga brevicollis MX1, 2162 nucleotides. RefSeq lists its product as uncharacterized. Gene Ontology annotation, biological process: endonucleolytic cleavage in ITS1 to separate SSU-rRNA from 5.8S rRNA and LSU-rRNA from tricistronic rRNA transcript (SSU-rRNA, 5.8S rRNA, LSU-rRNA). NCBI's taxonomy places the organism in Eukaryota, Choanoflagellata, Craspedida, Salpingoecidae. The transcript is spliced from 10 exons. The record is from RefSeq and is a predicted model, not a curated record. Bases 26 to 2083 code for a protein of 685 amino acids. Gene Ontology annotation, cellular component: nucleolus; 90S preribosome.
AGCCUCAACGUGUUUCACCGGCGCCAUGGCCGACCUCUUUGAUGACGAGGGCGACAACGCGGGCUUGACCAUCUCCAAGACCUAUGCCGAGCGGUAUGAGGAGCGCAAGCGGGGUGAGGAGUUGAGUCUGCUCAAGGACAAGUAUGGUGAGGAUUUUGAUGAAGAGAGCAGCUCAGAGGAGGAGGACGACGACGCUGAAGGCGACACCCCCGGUCUGGAGCGGGAUUUCUUGCGCACCUUGUCCAUGAUCAAGGCCAAUGAUCCUCGCAUUUAUGAAUCGGAGGUACAGCUCUAUCAGACACCGGCAGAUGAUGAGGAGCCCAGCGACAAACCCCGCCAGCAAAAGCCCAUGACCCUGAAGGACCACGAACGUCGCCGCUUGCUGACCAAGGGCGAAAAGGCCUUUGUCAGCGAUGACGAAGAGGACGACGAGACCCCCGGCAACAACGACCCUUCAUACGUUGAGCGUCAAUCACAGCUUAAGCGCGCCUUCGCCGACGCCGCUGAAGGUCUGGGCGAGGAAGGCGCCGACGGCUUUCUCACCGAAAAGCAACUCACACCCGCCGAGCAGGAAGCUCGCGACCGCGCCUAUGAAGAGUGGCUGGAAAAGGAUGCCCCCGUGUUAGAGAAGGAAGUCCAGCAGGACUUGGAUCCGCUCAAGCGAUUCUGGACAGCUCCUGACCUCUCGGAGGGUGAUCGCUUCCUUCGUGAUUACAUUACAAAACGCAUGUGGAAGGGUGGCCUUUCUGCUCCCAACAACCAGGUCGACGACGAAGAUGAGGUGGUGGUGGAAGCGGCCGAGGAGUUUGAGCGUGAAUACAACUUUCGCUUCGAGGAAGAGGGUGCAAACGAGAUCAAGCGCUUUCCGCGCCGCAUCGAAACCUCCGUCCGUGAGCAACAGCAAGGGAACAAGCGCAAGCAGCAACGUGAUGCCAAAAAGGACCGUGUUGCCCAGGCGGCUGACGAGAAGAAAUCUGAGAUUCAGCGCCUCAAGGAGCUCAAAAGCCAGGAAAUUCGCAGCAAAAUGGAACAAAUCGCAGCUUCGGCUGGUGUCGACCCAGCGCUGCUGGCCAAUCUGGACGUGGAGGGCGAUUUCGAUCCGGAUCGAUUCGAGGAGCAGCUCGGGACCUUGUUCAAUGAUGACUACUAUGAGACGACUGACGCUGAUGGCAAGCCCAAGUUUGACGACAUCGACUUGGGUGACUAUGGAGAUGAGGAAGAUGACGACUUUGUCAUGGACGCUGAACACGUGCCCAGUCGCAAGGAGAAGAAAAAGCUGAAAAAGGAGAAGAAGCGUCUGAAAAAGCUGCAGCAGGAGCAAGCCAGCGGAGCUGCUGAAGCCAUGGCUGAAGAUCAGGAUGCCGAAGUGCAGGGAGAAGAACACAGCGCAACUGAGAACAAGAGCCUCGGCGAGCUGAUGGGCGAGUACAAGGACCUUGAGUUGGACGCGCUUUUGGGUCCGCAGGAGUAUCGCUUCAAGUACCGUGAAGUGGUUCCUAACGAUUUCGGAUUGACCGUGGAUGAGAUUUUGGCCGCUGACGACAAGGAACUGCGGCAGUGGGCGUCGAUGAAAAAGGUUGUCAAGUAUCGUGACCGAGCAAUGGAGUGGAAAGAUGUGCGAAAGUUCAAGAAGCGUGGUCAGGACAUGUCACGCAAGCUUCAGGUGCUCCCAUCGCUGCGCUCGUUGUACCAACAACCUGAGGCGGAAGAAGCGCUAUCAUCAAGCAACGAGCGCAACCACGGCGAGCAACACGAGCGCAAGAAAAAGGCCCGUCGUCAUCACAAGUCCAAGAAAGCCAAGCGAGCUGCCGAGGAUAACGCAAGUGAGAAUGCCGGGGACGCCCAGGAUGAGCAGGCAGACACGCCAGCCCAGAAGCGCUCCAAGGCCGACCCACCCGCAACUGCUGCGGCAGAGGAAGCCCAAAAAGAGCAGAAGGACAAGAAGAUUAAGAAUGAUAAGAAGGAUAAGAAGGAUAAGAAGGAUAAGAAGGGUAAGGAUGUUGGUGUGCCAGUGGAUCGCGCACGCCAGAAGCUGUACCAGGAGAUGCGCAGCAAGCGCAAGAGCAAGAAACCCACUGCGUAAAGUUCGCGCCUGCGUGAUCUGAGGACUUGGAGGCACCGUGUGUGUGACAUGAAUUUUACCAAUUAAUUCUCACAGCUCC